AUGGGUCCACCUGUCCGUAUCGCUAGUGGUCGGCCGUCGACAUCAAAAACCGACGAAAACGUUGAUAAAGAACAAAAAAUAUUGGCUGCAAAUCGUAAGUUAACAAUUCGAGAGUUGGCAGAUGACUUAAACAUUGCUUAUGGAUCUGUUCAAGACCUUAUUGUAAACGAUUUGGGAUUGCGUCGUGUUGCUGCAAAAUUAGUACCAAAAGAUCUGAAUUUCAUGCAAAAAAAAGAUCGUGUCGAUAUCGCUCAAGACAUGCUUUCUAAGGUUAAAACGGAUCCAGCAUUCAUCAAACGCAUCAUUACUGGUGACGAGACGUGGGUUUAUGAGUACGACACUCAAUCCAGACAUCAGGCGAGUGAAUGGCGACUCCGCGAUGAGCCAAGGCCGAAAAAACCACGUCGUUUUCAGUCGAAAAAGAAGGUGUAA
This is a messenger RNA of Belonocnema kinseyi, 432 nucleotides long. RefSeq lists its product as uncharacterized. Lineage: Eukaryota; Metazoa; Arthropoda; Insecta; Hymenoptera; Cynipidae. The transcript has 3 exons. The coding region runs from base 1 to 432 and encodes 143 amino acids. The record is from RefSeq and is a predicted model, not a curated record. Gene Ontology annotation, molecular function: nucleic acid binding.